UUUCAGCUAUAUUAUUCAAAUUUUUUCUUACAUAUGGAAGAAGAAUUUAUUGAUAGUGCUUCUGAUAACCAAGCACCACUUCUCGAAAUUGGUGACCAACCUUCUAGAGAUUUUCUCGAAUUAUUUGCAAAAUUGGAUCCAACAAUAAAUGGAGAAAUAAUUGAAAAAGCUUGGAAACAAUAUGAUACAAUUAGUCAACAAAUUAUUUUAGAGGGAAGUUCUUCUGUUUGGAUGGCUUGUGCUUUUUUUACUUCUGUUUGGAAAUCUACUCCAAUUGGCCAUCAAGAAUUAAUUUGUCAUUAUUCUUUGCUUAAACUGAUUGAAUUAUGUAAAGUCAGUGUUCUCGAUUUUUUUGAUAAAUUAAAUAAAUGGGCUGAUAUGAUAUUGGCUACUCGACGUUUACUUGAUUUUGUUAAUCGUGUUCAAUCGAAUUUGGCUGUUUCCGCUGUUAUUUUCAAAAAGUUUUUGCCAAUCUUUCGUUAUGCUUUUGCACAACAGAAGCCUUCGAGUUUGGAAAAACAUUUAACGAGUGCAGAAUUAUUUGAAUUUAUUUGGCUUUUCUUUAUUACUAUGCGAAAACAUUUACCACACAACAAUGAAGACCUGAUGAAUUCUUAUAAUUUAUUACUUUGUAUUGUUGAUUAUAUUUACCAUGCAAUUUCAAUUUCUCGAUUAAAGAAUCAUUUAAAUGCUGAUUUUGACAAAUCUAAAGCUCCACUUGAAGUUCUUUGUGAAAAGUUUGAAGGUGCUUCUCUUGAUACAAAACAUUUAAGCACUCAUUGGCUUAAUCCAAAAUUAUUAAAACUUGUGGUUGAAAAUUUAAUUCCUUUCGAUAUUGUUGAGGACAAAUUUAAUAAUUUUACUGCUAUAAGAAAAGCUUUGGAACAACUUUAUGAAAGGAAAAUGUCUGCACGUUCUGAAGUUGAUGAGCGGAUAUUCUUGAAGCCCUUAUUGACUUUUGGAGAUAUUAUUUUCUCAGAUAAAUUUGAAGAAGAUGCCAUUUCUGUUUUGUCUGGAGAUCUUUGCCAAUAUAUCAAUAAUGAUUUUUUGAUCAAAUUCAGCUCACAAAAUUGUUUAGCCAAAUUGAAUGCGCCUGAAAAAAUUCAACCUCCAACUGAAGGGAAAUCUUAUAUGAUUACACCUGAUACUGUUUGUCAAAAUAGUGCAUUUUAUUCUGAUAUGAAGCUAAUUGAGAGGAUGGAUGAAUUAUUAUCAAUAUUUAGAAGUCAAGGAAAAUCUUUUAAUUUUGAUUUUGUUGACUGUCAAGGAAAUCCACGUGAAUAUAUAGCUGAACAAGUACACAUAUUUGGACAGAAAUUUCUUGCAAAAUUCAGUAAGGAAGAGAAGGAAAGCAAUGAAAGUGGAUCUUCAGAUCAUGCUUUGAAUCAAAUUCAAUUGGAAAAAUAUGCUGCCGAUAUUGAAACAUUAUUUUAUUACCUUCUUCAAAAAAUCUUAAUUUAUGAUCAACAAAAAGCUUUGGCUAUGGGGUUAGAAAUGAAUGUUGAUUUAACGGCAAUAUUACAAAGUUCAGAAUUUCUUGUUUCAAUUUAUAUUUGUGCUGCAGAUUUAAUUCUUUGGGUUAAUGAAGACUUUCGAACAUUUCGAUGGAUAACAGAAAUAUUUACUGAUAAUGUUGCUCCUCUUGAAUUUUAUCGAAUUUUUGAAUUAAUUGUUAGGGCAGAUACUUCUUUUAGUCGAGAAAUGGUUAAACAUUUAAAUCAGUUAGAGGAAUGUGUUUUGGAAGAACUUGUUUGGACAACAGAUUCGCCUUUAUGGAUUGCUUUACAGAAUAGUCGAAUUGUUGAACAAUUUGGAGAAAGUUCAUCAGUUCCAAGCUCUCAAAUACUUUCUAAAUUUACCGGAAAUUUACAACGAAAUAAAUCUGAUUUAACUCCACAAAUUAUUAAUUUUUUUAAAAAGGUUUACCAUUUGUCUGCAAUUCGGCUAACAGAUUUGUUUGAACGUUUACGUAUUAGUGAUGAAUUAACUAAACGAAAAAUUUGGACACUUUUUGAGCAUGUUUUUCGUACAAAAAUUAUUUUAUUAAAAGAUCGACAUUUGGACCAAAUAUUGAUGUGUUGUGUUUAUAUUAUAACAAAAGUGUGUGCUCUCAAAAUAACAUUUCAGGAUAUAAUAUUUCAUUAUCGCCAUCAACCACAAGCUUCGAGUAAUGUUUAUCGAAAUGUACUUAUGCGAAUGGAUUUUAUUGACAAAAAAGAAGAUAAUUCUCCUGAACAAACUGAACGUGAGGAUUUGAUUAGGUUUUACAAUAAAAUAUUUGUCCCAAUUGUUGAGGAUUAUGUUAAGAAAUUAUAUCCAUCUGGGCCAGAAAGCAAAGAAAAUGUUUUCCCAUUAAUUUCAAUGCCAAAAACUCUAGUAAAUCCUCUAUCACCAAGAAAAGUUAUUGGAGACAGAAUUAACGUUAUUCCUUUAUCUCAAUACUCUCAAACAAUUGCUAGACAUCGUUCAACAAGAAGAUUUGAUAUUUACAAGUCCCCUUCGAAGGAUUUGAGAACAAUUAAUGCAAUGGUAAAUAGAGGAUUGCCUACAUAUGGAGGGCAGAAAUUAGUCUAUAACUAUCAAUGA
This is a messenger RNA of Meloidogyne enterolobii, 2586 nucleotides long. NCBI's taxonomy places the organism in Eukaryota, Metazoa, Nematoda, Chromadorea, Rhabditida, Meloidogynidae. The record is from the annotation of a GenBank genome assembly.